AUGUUCCAAGCGGAGAAGGCCGCAGCCACCGAGUUCCGCGAUGCCGAUGGCUAUGACCUUGUGGGCGCUUGCUGUGCUUUGGAGACCUGCGGCCUACGGGACUUCCUGCCCUUCGUUUGCCGUUUCUGCGGGAAGAAAUUCUGCCAAGACCACGCGGACGCCGCGAAGCACGACUGCCACGCACUGGUGGAGUCCAAAGGUGUUCUGGCGACCAGCUGCCCCCGCUGUGGACAGACGGUGAAGUGGAAGGACGGUGAAAGCUCAGAGGAGCAAGCAUUGCAGCAACACGCCUGUGCGGCGUCCCCCAAAGCGGCUGCUGAGAUUUGCCCAGCGAAGGGCUGCAAGAGCAAGUUGACUGCGAUGAACUCCGUCGUUUGCGGAGAGUGCAAGACCAAGGUUUGCCUGAAGCACCGUUUCGAGGACCAACAUCCCUGCCGUGAGAGCAAGGCUGAGUGGUUGUCCAAGUUGGCCGCUCCAAAGACAUCGGCGGGUCCUACCGGGACGACCUUCUGGGGCUCGGGCACUUUGGGGACGACCACUGCGAAGGAGGAGACGCCACCCAAACCAGCGGAGGUGUCGGCGCCACAGCUGCUAGAGCUGAAGAGUCGCCUGGGCGGCACAGAGGAGCAGAAGGCCGUUUGCCUACAGACCCUGCGUCGCUUGCUGUCCAACGUCCAGAAGGACCCCACGAACGCCAAGUACCGCCAGGUCCGCCGAGAGAAUCAGGCCAUCAAAGAGAAGAUACUCGAUGUCCCUGGCGCUGAGGACUUCAUGAAAGCCUUAGGCUUCGAAGAGCAGGGCGAGAUCCUCCAGCUGCCUGAGGGCGUCUCACUGAAACGCAUUGACGCACUGCUCACCAUGGACAAAGUGUUGAAUAACUUGCGUUCGAUCCAAACUCGUUGUGAUUGUGGCAUUGGGGAGAAUCGUCGCUUGUCUUACCAGAGCGCGCACGAGAUCUAUUUGCUGGCGGGAGAAGUGGCCGGCCAGCUUCAGCUUCAACUGCCUGCAAUACAAGAACCUCCACGUGGCGGCUUUCAGCCAGAAGAUUACGCCCCCUUGGUCUGCGCAGAGGCAGAGGGGUUGAUUCGUUUGAUUCGGCAGUAUGAAGAACAGCUCGGGAAACUUCCAUUUCUGCGGACAGGAGCAGUCACAGAGGAAGUCGGGAAAUUGACAAAACAACUCGACAACAUCCGGUCUGCUAUGAGUGAAGUAAUGAGACUCUGCCCAGAGAACUCCGAUGUAAACUCAUCGCAGAUGCAUAGUGAGACACGGGAGACCACUGCAUCCAAUCAAAGUGCCGCUUCAAUGAAGGUUGCAGUCAAACUCAUGCAUUGGCUUCAAGGCAGGGGCUAUCCAAGAAAAGACAAAGAAUUUGAUCGCCUGCCAGACUUUCUUGACUUGCAUGACCUUGGAGAAGCUUUGCUUUGUGAACUCAAUUCAAUGGUUGUUGACUUCGACUUGACACUGGAUGGCACCAUUCUUCAGAAUGAAAACACCAAGCAGGUACUGAAACGAUUGAAGGGUGAAGGCUCACGAGGUGUUUGCAUUUUUCUGGUGCUGAAAGGGGAUCAGCUCGUUAGCAUACCAGCAGACAAAGCAACAAAAAUCCUGGUGUGUAUCGAUGGCAACAUCGGGUCGCGAAAGUCUGACUUUAUGAAGAAACUCUUGGAGAUCAAUGAGAAAAGUGGGCACCAGCAAGUCAGAGUGAUCAGGGAGCCAUUGAAAGAACUGGAAAGUGAUCUGACUGAAUUCUGGAAUGCUGUGGAAGCGGGGGAGGAUGCCUCGGACGAGCAGCGUGCCCAGAGUUCUCGUUUCGAAGAAACCAUGUUUGAUCACCACUAUCAAGUGGCUACGAACCCAGACUUGAGAAGAACACAUUUGAUUUCGGAGAGAUCAAUGGAAGCAAAGGUUCAUGUGUUCAACGAGCUCACCUUUAAGAAGGGGAAACUUCUCAAGGAGUCCCGAGAUGAGAUGCAAAGGAAGUUCCACGUUAAUAUCCGUGGACAAAAAUGCUAUCAACCUCAUGCAGUGGUUUUCUUCGAGAUUUCAGUCCAGAAAGCUCAUGAGAGAAUCAAAGAGCGUAAUCGUCCAGGCGAAGAAUAUAUCACCCAGGACUAUUUGACGGACAUUGAAGCCAAGUAUGCCGCCCUCUACCCACCUUCUGCAGCCAAUGUCAUCCGACUUGACUCAGAUCAGCCAAUGGAAGACCUUCUCGUUGCUGUUCAGAGCGAGUUGCCCAAAUUGCUGAAGAAGCAACAAUGUGCAUCAGACGAAGAGAUUGACAGUUUCACACAGUUCUUCCAAGAUGCGUGUCUUCUCAGCGCCCGUCUUGGUCGCCCCCCGUGGCGUGCCGAAGGCUGCGAGUCCGGUGCCGCAGGCGUUCUGCCGGUGGGCGGAGGAGGUUUGGGUGUGGCUUACCCACGACUGGCAGGCAUCGAUACCAACGCCUGUUCCUUGGCACACCACAGGCGCUUGCUGUGCAGCGCCGGCAGCGGCCUCGGCGCCGCCUGGGCACCAGGCAGUGGCCCAAGGGCUGAAGCCAGCCAUUUGCUGCUGCUUCGACAUGGCACGCCCGUGCCGGAAGAGGAGAAUCCGGAGCGGCCGCUCUCGGAGCAGGGCCGAAGAGAAGCAGAGGACGUGGCAAAGAAGGUCACCAGCUACAUGUCUUCCACCGAGGGCCCAAUCUUCCUGGGCCACAGCGGCAAGCUCCGCGCCCAAGAAACUGCGGAGUCCGUGGCAUCCGCCCUGCGCGCGGCGGGGCGAGAGGUGAUCUGCGAGGAGGUGAGUGGAAUUAACCCAAAAGAUGACCCAACAGCGGCCAUGGAGAAGCUUUUGGAAGUACAAGUUCCCUCAGAAACUGGACGCCAUAUUACGCUGUUAUCUUCACCCAAAGCAAAGGUGAUAGUCUUAGUAGGGCACCUGCCCUUCAUGGGCCAAUUCGCCGCUGCGGUGCUGCAGUCCCCAGCGGCGGCCGGACGCCUGGGAGGCCUCUUUCAUCCAGCGUCAGGCCUGGCGCUGAAGCGAAGCGAUGCGAGCUGGCAGGAGGAUGGAGAACUGGCGGCGAGCCCGUAG
This is a messenger RNA of Durusdinium trenchii, 3072 nucleotides long. Lineage: Eukaryota; Dinophyceae; Suessiales; Symbiodiniaceae. The record is from the annotation of a GenBank genome assembly.